Acomys russatus (golden spiny mouse) is the source of this 1793-nucleotide messenger RNA. It is a transcript of the gene Vat1l, whose product is annotated as vesicle amine transport 1 like. The record is from RefSeq and is a predicted model, not a curated record. The transcript is spliced from 9 exons. Lineage: Eukaryota; Metazoa; Chordata; Mammalia; Rodentia; Muridae. Gene Ontology annotation, molecular function: zinc ion binding; oxidoreductase activity. Bases 141 to 1394 code for a protein of 417 amino acids.
GGUGGACCGCGGCUCGGCUCACAGAGGUUGCAGCCAUUGCACUGAAGAGCAUCCCACAUUCAACAGGAGGAACCCGCGGGAGAGCAGCCCCGACCCCAUUCACAGCCGCAGCUUGUGCGCCCCGCGUCCCCUCGAGCGCCAUGGCCAAGGAAGGCAUAGAGAAGGCGGAAGAAACAGAGCAGAUGAUCGAGAAGGAGACCAGCAAGGAGCCUACUGACGGUGGCGACGGCUCCCACCGCCUCGGGGAUACCCAGGAGAUGCGCGCCGUGGUGCUGGUCGGCUUCGGUGGGCUUAACAAGCUGAAGCUCUCCAGAAAGGCCAUGCCAGAGCCACAGGACAGCGAGCUCAAGAUUCGCGUCAAAGCCUGUGGCCUGAACUUCAUUGACUUGAUGGUACGACAAGGGAAUAUUGACAACCCUCCUAAGACACCCUUGGUGCCAGGAUUUGAGUGCUCCGGGAUUGUUGAAGCUCUAGGGGACAGUGUAAAAGGAUACGAGAUUGGAGACCGUGUCAUGGCAUUUGUCAACUACAACGCCUGGGCAGAGGUGGUCUGCACACCAGUGGAAUUUGUCUACAAGAUCCCAGAUGACAUGAGCUUCUCUGAGGCUGCUGCUUUCCCCAUGAACUUUGUCACAGCAUACACGAUGCUCUUUGAGAUUGCCAACCUCCGGGAAGGAAUGUCUGUGCUGGUGCACUCAGCUGGUGGUGGUGUGGGCCAAGCUGUGGCUCAGCUGUGUUCUACCAUCCCCAAUGUGACCGUCUUUGGAACAGCCUCUACUUUCAAGCAUGAGGCCAUCAAAGAUUCUGUGACCCACCUCUUUGACAGAAACGCAGACUACGUGCAAGAAGUAAAGAGGAUCUCAGCUGAAGGUGUGGACAUCGUUUUGGACUGCCUCUGUGGGGACAACACUGGCAAGGGGCUCAGUCUCCUCAAACCUCUGGGAACCUACAUUUUAUAUGGUUCAUCCAACAUGGUAACUGGAGAGACCAAGAGUUUCUUUAGUUUUGCAAAGUCAUGGUGGCAGGUGGAGAAAGUGAACCCCAUCAAGUUGUAUGAAGAGAACAAAGUCAUUGCAGGCUUCUCGCUCCUCAACCUGCUCUUCAAACAGGGCCGCUCAGGCCUCAUCCGAGGGGUAGUCGAGAAGCUCAUAGGUCUGUACAACCAGAAGAAGAUCAAGCCCGUGGUGGAUUCUUUAUGGGCCCUGGAGGAGGUAAAGGAGGCUAUGCAGCGCAUCCAUGACCGAGGAAACAUCGGGAAGCUAAUUCUCGACGUGGAAAAGACCCCGACUCCUCUGAUGGCCAAUGACAGCACGGAGACCAGCGAGGCAGGGGAGGAGGAGGAGGACCACGAAGGUGACAGCGAAAACAAGGAGAGGAUGCCCUUCAUCCAGUAAAGCAGACCUCAGAGCCCCAGCAGGUGGAUGGCCACCGUGAGAACUCUUCCGUGCCCCAGUGAACAAAUGCCGUAGUCCAGUGCGUGUCGUGUUUGUCUGCAGUCAGCCAAGCUAAGAAGCUGUUGAUCACUGUUAUACUUGGAAUUAAGUGCCAAUCCCAUUCCAUGCAGUAUUGUGUCCCCUUCCCCGUCUCUGUACCACAUUCUCCUCUCCUCCUUGAACCAAACCCAUCCUUCUUCAGGUCCUUCUUGACAGUUCUAGAAUAGCCUUGCAAAUUAAUUACAAACCCAUGGGGUCCCAGUGUCAGAAACCAGACAUAGGGCAAGGCCGCAUUUGACUGAAAGGUAUUGUCACGGAGCCCUGCCCAGAUUCCUACUUUUCUUCAGGCCGAUGACACUC